UCACGGUGACUAGCAUUUCGGAGACUGCGGGUAUUCUAACCUCAGAUAGCUUGACGGUUUGAUUCACACAGAUUUUCGUACAGUACACAGGUCGCAAUUUACAUUCGAUUUUGGGAAAUCACACCUCAAGUAUGCCUGAAAGCACAAAAGUAGAAGUGAAACCGACAAAAGAGGCGACGAAAAAUGGGAAAGAGGAGGAGAAAAACGAUCUCUCAGAAGAAGACAAGCUUUUACAGGAAGAAUUGAGCAACUUGGUAGAACGUCUCCAGAGUGGAAACACAAAGCAGCAUUUCACAGCUCUAGAAGCACUAUGUGCUCAAAUUCGUGCUUCGACAACGUCGAUGACGAGUGUGCCCAAGCCAUUGAAAUUUAUGAGACCGCAUUAUGAUACAAUGAAGCAAGUUUAUGAGUCUUUACGCAAUACAAAAGCCCGAGAAUUAUGUUCAGACAUAAUAUCUGUACUGGCAAUGACGAUGGGCGAAGGAAGAGAGUGUUUGAAGUACAGACUGACAGGAUCGGCGCUAGAAUUGGGUGAAUGGGGCCACGAGUACGUUAGACACUUGUCAGGAGAAUUAGCUGGUGAAUGGGACGAAUUGACUGGUGAAGAUUCCGAAGUAAUGAGCAAAAAAUUGAUUGGUCUCGUACACGAGAUCGUUCCUUACAACAUGGCUCACAACGCUGAGACAGAAGCCUGUGAUUUACUCAUGGAAAUCGAGAAACUCGACCUCUUGGAACAAUAUGUCGAUGAGAGCGCUUAUCAAAGAGUUUGCCUCUAUUUGACGAGCUGCGUAGCUUACGUCGCCGAUCCUGAAAAUCGUACGCUUCUCCACGAAGCUUCCAAACUCUACAGAAAGUUUAAUCAGUAUCCGCAAGCCAUGAGACUCGCUAUUCAGCUCAACGAUCGGCCACUGAUAGAAAAACUCUUCCUCAAUUGCAAAGACUUAUCGAUCCAGAAACAGUUGGCUUUUAUGUUGGGUCGUCAACAGAUAUUCAUCGAAUUACCCGAAUCUACUCCCGAGUACGACGAUCUUGUUGAAACAAUGUCAAACUCGCAUUUGAACAAUCACUUUUUGAACCUUGCUCGUGAGUUGGACAUAAUGGAACCGAAAACACCAGAAGACGUGUACAAGUCGCAUUUGGAGAAUUCGCGCCCUCCAUUCGGGGGUGGUCAAUUGGAUUCAGCGAGACAAAAUUUGGCGGCGAGUUUCGUCAAUGGUUUUGUCAAUGCAGCAUUUGGACACGACAAAUUAUUGAUCAAGGAUGGCAACAAAUGGUUGUACAAGAACAAAGAACACGGAAUGUUGAGUGCAACCGCCUCGUUAGGUCUGGUGUUGCUUUGGGACGUUGACGGAGGUUUAACACCAAUAGACAAAUAUCUAUAUUCAUCCGAAGACUACAUAAAAUCCGGUGCCCUUUUGGCUUGCGGUAUUGUCAAUUGUGGCGUGAGAAACGAAUGUGAUCCAGCUCUGGCACUUCUCUCAGAUUACGUUCUUCACAGUAGCAACACGAUGAGAAUCGGUGCAAUCUUGGGUCUUGGUUUAGCCUAUGCAGGAUCGAACCGCGAAGCAGUUUUGAGCUUACUCGCACCUGUACUUACGGAUCCUAAAUCUAACUGGGAAGUGAUCGGCAUCGCGGGUCUUGCUUUGGGAAUGGUAGCCGUGGGAUCUUGCAACGCUUACGUUACUACCACAAUAAUCCACACGCUGAUGGAGAAGACGGAAAAUGAUUUGAAGGACACUUACGCUAGAUUUUUGCCUCUCGGACUCGGUCUCUGUUUCUUGGGCAAGCAAGAAGCUGCCGAAGCAAUAAUAGCAGCCCUCGAAGUUGUUCCAGAACCUUUCAAGUCCAUGUCCACGACCCUCGUCGAAGUGUGCGCUUACGCAGGAACCGGAAAUGUCUUGAAGAUACAACAUCUUCUGCACAUUUGUUCCGAGCAUUACGAGCCAGCUAACGAGAAAGACGAGAAAUCCGAUCGCAAGGACAAGGACAAAGAAAAGAAAGAUGAAAAGAAGGAGGAAAAAGAGAAAGACCUCAGCUCCCGUCAAGCUAUCGCUGUACUCGGCAUCGCUCUCAUCGCUAUGGGUGAAGAAAUCGGCGCCGAAAUGGCCUACAGAACUUUCGGACAUUUGCUGCGUUAUUGCGAACCCGUCAUCCGUCGUUCCGUUCCCCUUGCUCUAGGCCUCAUAUCCGUAUCUAAUCCUAAACUCAAUAUUCUCGAUACACUGUCCAAAUUCUCCCACGACAGCGAUCCUGAAGUUGCUCACAAUGCUAUUUUCGCCAUGGGUCUCGUUGGCGCCGGUACCAACAACGCUCGUCUCGCCGCUAUGCUGCGACAACUGGCACAGUUUCACGCCAAAGAUCCUAACAAUCUUUUCAUGGUUCGCAUCGCUCAGGGUUUGACUCAUCUUGGCAAAGGCACUCUCACCCUUUCUCCUUAUCACAGCGAUCGACAAUUGCUCAGUCCUGUUGCUCUUGCUGGACUUUUGGCUACUCUCGUCGGUUGCCUCGAUGUUAAGCACAUAAUUCUGGGACGUUCCCACUAUUUGCUGUACACCCUCGCCGCAGCGAUGCAGCCAAGGAUGCUGGUCACCUUCGACGAAGAGUUGAACCCUCUGGCGGUACCUGUACGAGUUGGUGUCGCGGUCGACGUAGUAGGACAAGCUGGUAACCCGAAAACCAUUACUGGAUUCCAGACCCACACGACUCCGGUUUUAUUAGCGUUCGGUGAGAGAGCCGAACUCGCGACCGAAGAAUAUCUUCCUCUAACACCGAUAAUGGAAGGUUUCGUAAUCCUCAGAAAAAAUCCCGAAUUCGUUCCCUAAUCGCUCGAUACGAAAAAAAUUGCUAUAUAAAAAAAAAGAAUGUACUAGCUUUUAAUUUCUAAUAAAAAAAUCUAAGAAAAAAUGUUCUUUCUACCGCUUAAGCAAGGAGAUUAAUUAAUUAACACUCAUUGAAAUAUCUCUCUUUUGUAUUAUUAUUUGUAAAAACAAUUCAUCGAUGAUAAAAAAUACAUGGAUGUAUUUAUAAGUGUAAA
Molecule: messenger RNA, 3034 nt
Organism: Venturia canescens
Lineage: Eukaryota; Metazoa; Arthropoda; Insecta; Hymenoptera; Ichneumonidae
Gene: Rpn1
Product: regulatory particle non-ATPase 1
Exons: 4
Coding region: 132-2822 (896 amino acids)
Biological process (GO): regulation of protein catabolic process; proteasome-mediated ubiquitin-dependent protein catabolic process
Cellular component (GO): proteasome storage granule; nucleus; proteasome complex
Molecular function (GO): enzyme regulator activity
Source: RefSeq, a predicted model, not a curated record